UGGGUGAGUUUCUACACAAAGACGUGGGCCGACCCCAUCACACGGCUGUCCUGAUCCGAGCAAGCCCAGAGAGUAGGAGAAUCACCUCUUUUUACUGGGGUCCGUGGGAGAGCAGACCCAGUAUGCUAGGGACCCUGGUAUUGGGCAGGAGCCUUCGGAACGCCUCUGGUUUCUCCGCCUCGGUCACGCAGCUGUGGGGGGCCCCCCGCGAUCAUCCGCGAAGGCCAGAGCGAUGCUGCUCCCAGGGUCCCUGCGCACAGAGGAACCGGAGCGACGCUUGGCACCCCCUCUGGAAGGGCCCGGCCUCUGUGCCCGGAGGCACCCGGCAGUCCCCUGUCAACAUCCGCUGGAGGGACAGCGUCUACGACCCGCAGCUGCAGCCCCUCAGGGUGUCGUACGCCGCGGCCAGCUGCCUGCACGUCUGGAACACCGGCUACUUCUUCCAGGUGGAAUUCGACGACUCGGCCGAGGAAUCAGGGAUCUGCGGCGGCCCCUUGGAAAACCACUACAGGCUGAAGCAGUUCCACUUCCACUGGGGAGCGACGGACGAGCGAGGCUCGGAGCACACGGUGGACGGCCGCGUGUACCCAGCAGAGCUGGGGGCCCGGCACGAGGAGCUGCAGAAGCUGGUGCGAGUCUUGCCGGAAAUAAAGCUUAAGGUGCAGGAACUUCCCGAGGUCAAGGUGCCGGGAGCAGCCCUUCCCCGCUGGUGCGCAGCCAGAGUCAACCGAGGCUGUCUUCCCCAUGCGCCCGCCUCCCCCACGGCGUGGCCUCCACCUCUCGGUGGGAAGGGAAGGACCUGGCCGCAAGGGGCUGUUGACUCUGGGGUCUGUUCUCCUUCCACGGAAGCUCUGGGGCGCGUCUGGUCCCCCACGGCCGUCUGGGAAAGCCGCACGGGAGAAGGGGUGUCAGCGAGGGUGACGGGGGGAACCGUCUGGGCCUCACUUCUGGGCCUGACGCUCGACGUUGGGCCUCACGGACGUUUGGGGGUUGGGGACCCAGUUAGACUCAGUGGCCCCUCUCUGUGCCCCAUGCCGGGUGCCCCCAACACCUGGAGCCGUUCUUCACGUGGGCCAUGUUAGACUCCAUCUCCGUGGCCUACCGUUCUGUGGUCUUGACAAACACGCCGUCAUGGAUCCCCCCAACGUUCUAAUUGGUGGGAAAGCGGCGGUGGGUGGACGCCGCAGCCCCCGCCUCCAGCUGUCGCCCCUACCCCCACUCCCGCGGCCCCGGGAAGGAGGGACAGCCAGCGCGGGGGUGGGACAGGCUCCAGCAGCGUCUGGGCGCUGCCACCAAUGACAUGGCUUUGGGAAGGUCAGUUCUGCGUACCCUACGCUCCUCUUCAGCAGAGUAGAGACCCGUUGGGCAGCGGGUCUGAAGCUUGGCCCUUGUGGCCUGCGGGGGGCAAGGGGAGGGCAUGGAUUCGCCUCAGCACUCCCCACCCCGGCACUUCUCGGGUCUCGUCCCAAGUUCUCCUGUGACCCCCUUCCCUCGCAGUGUCACCAGAGCACGCAGGGUGACAUCAUCGGCCUCGCAGGGACCGGGAGUCCCGACACGCCACCCCACACGGGAGCUCGAAGGCGUGACCCUCAGUGACAUUCCGGCCCCCGAGGCCGCAGAGCAUUUCUUUCUGUGUAGGGCGUGUCCGAGACAGGCAAACCCGAGGGGAUGGAAAGCGGGUCGGGGGCAGGCCAGGGUGGAUGGGGGAGGCGGGGGCAGGCCUGGGGUUCGUUUCUGAGUGCGGGGCUGUGCUGCGCUGACCGUGGGGAUGGCUGCCGGCAUCCAUCUGCGAACGCCCUGAGAGCCGGAGCACGGGGAGCUUAGGAGGGGAGGGUCCCGCGCUGUGCGAAUGUUUCCAUACGGCUGUUCGCAGGGCAGUAG
Mustela lutreola (European mink) is the source of this 1881-nucleotide messenger RNA. It is a transcript of the gene CA5A, whose product is annotated as carbonic anhydrase 5A. Gene Ontology annotation, molecular function: carbonate dehydratase activity; zinc ion binding. The coding region runs from base 123 to 1082 and encodes 319 amino acids. The record is from RefSeq and is a predicted model, not a curated record. Gene Ontology annotation, cellular component: mitochondrion; cytoplasm. NCBI's taxonomy places the organism in Eukaryota, Metazoa, Chordata, Mammalia, Carnivora, Mustelidae. The transcript is spliced from 5 exons.